UAAAAAGGCUUAGCGUAGUGUAUUUAAAGCUAGCUCACAAAUGCAGCUUGAACCCUUUUUAUUUGAGUCGCCUGCUGCUCGGUUUUAUGACCUGGCAGCCAGCGGCAGCUGUUGCGCCUGGUGAAAAGUUCUAGGAUUAAAGGUCAGGCAAAAAAAAACCCAACAGCUGCGCAGGAAGUCUACCUGUUGGGUGAUAGGCUACCUGUAAACUGCAGUGCUGCAGUGGACCAAAUGUGUAUAUAAUCUCGUGUCCCGGGGUCACAACACAUCAGUCAACAAGGCAAUCUUGUACUAGACACAUCUCUGCACAUCACAUCACAGCAUACUAAAAUCUCAUUCGCAACAUGGCAUCGCAGCUUAACUCAGUAUACGACGAAGAGCCAAUUUCAAGCUUUGUGUUCGGCAGCCGUGGCAACCAGCAAACAUUUCGCCAUCAGUGGCAAGUGGAUGGCGAGCUGCAGGAGUGCGACACCUGCUUCAGCAGCAUCGAUGCCGAUGAGCCGCCCAGCCAACAUUGGCUGCAACAUGGCCGCCAGCAGCAACCACAGUUGAGCAAACAACAACAGGCUGUGCUCGACAUUAUCGAGGCACGACGAAUUGAAACGUUCUUCAUUUGCGACGAGAGUGCCAAGGAUGAUCUGGACAGCUUCAUGAGUGACACUUGCUCACGUGCAGUGCCUGAAUUGCUGCGAUGGAUGUUCCACAAUGGGUCACAGCGUGUGGAAUUCAAUUUGGCCUGCUAUGUGAAUGUGUUAAGUCAAGUGCACAUCUUCCAAAGCGGCUCGCUCUGUGUGGAACAUCACUACGACAUCGAGGAGUGUGUGAGCGUCAUCUACGAGAUGAUCACUCAACGCAUCGAGAACUAUUUGGCCAGCAGUCAUGACGUUGGCCUCGAAGAGUGCAGCAUCACCCGACUGCGCGUACAAGUCAAGCGUAUGCGUAACGACAACGAAAGUGCUUGCGACUUGGAGUUGCCACUGCCACUUCAACUGCGCCACGAGUCAGCCACUGUCAGCCACAACAGCAAGACAAGCGAAGCGGAAUUGGCCAGUCUACAUGCGGCAUAUGUGAAGCAUCACCGCGAGUGCAACGGCUAUUUCCCCUCCAACAUGCGUGUGAAUCUCUAUGGGCUGCAGCAAUGUCAGACCACCAAGGAGCUGUAUGUGGUGCCGUAUCACAUUAGCGAAACGCUGCAACAGCAGCCCAACAAGAACUUUCUCAUCCUCAACAAUAGCAUGGGACAGUUCCAGCGACUCCACGAGCUGCAGACACCCAUCGAGCAAGUCAGCAACAGCAGCGAGAGCCAGAAGAACCAGAAGCACAACAACAACUCCCGCUCACGUCCUUUGCAAUGUCGUCGCUGUCGUGCGCAGUUCAAGUGCCGCAGUCGGUUGCACAUUCAUCAGCAGUUGCGGUGCGGACAGGACUUUAGUGUGGACAGCAUGCAUCCCGAUAUUGUGGAGAUCUAUGAGCAGUGUCUGCCCAUUUCACGCAGCCACUUUCAGUUCAAUUGCUAUGGCAUCACGAAGCCAAAGACUGUGAUGAGAAAGGGUCAGUUUGUGCCCAUCGAGUGUGAUUGGCGCAAAAAGAGCUCCGUUCAGGUGCAGCACGGACCCUGUGUGAUCAUCAGCAACUCUGAGAUGGGCAGUCCUUGUAAAUUAAGUUAA
This is a messenger RNA of Drosophila sulfurigaster albostrigata, 1667 nucleotides long. Its product is annotated as protein terminus-like. Bases 345 to 1667 code for a protein of 440 amino acids. The transcript has a single exon. NCBI's taxonomy places the organism in Eukaryota, Metazoa, Arthropoda, Insecta, Diptera, Drosophilidae. The record is from RefSeq and is a predicted model, not a curated record.